This is a messenger RNA of Coniosporium apollinis CBS 100218, 1797 nucleotides long. RefSeq lists its product as uncharacterized. The transcript is spliced from 6 exons. Bases 1 to 1797 code for a protein of 598 amino acids. NCBI's taxonomy places the organism in Eukaryota, Fungi, Ascomycota, Dothideomycetes. The record is from RefSeq and is a predicted model, not a curated record.
AUGGCAGAAGACGCCCCAGUUCAGUCAACCGAAGCGUCCGUGGAGACCGAAGAGCAAUCGACGCGUCCUGCGGACGACAAACCCGCCGCCGCACGAGACAGCACCGAGCCAGCCACCUCGGGCGCCAACGGUGUCGCCGCUGCUGAGGACACUGAAGCCGACGAAUCCGCCGCCCCCGCAGCUGACGACGAGCCUGCCUCUGAAGAUAUAAAGGCCACAGCUGGAGAUGCGGCUGCUGAGACUGCCCCAGGUGCUGCGGCCGGUGAUGAAGCCACUACCGCUGAGGCGGGCGGCGCUACUGCAGGCUCCAAGAAGAAAGAGAAGAGGAAGUCCGGAGCCGGUGUCCCAGAGCACAAGACCAAGAAGCUUAACAAGAAAAAAUCGAUGGUAAACCUUCACCUUGACGUCGAACCUGGAGAAUACUGGUGGGCGCGGAUGAAGGGACACCCGACAUGGCCAUCUAUUGUGUGCGACGAGGAGAUGCUGCCGGAAAGCCUUCUCAGCAAGCGACCAGUCAGUGCUGCCCGCGUCGACGGCUCAUACCGCCCCGAUUUCGAGGAAGGUGGCAAAAAUGCUCGUGAUCGGAGGUACCCGAUCAUGUUCCUGGGCACCAACGAAUUCAACUGGCAGCCUAACACUGACAUGGACAAGAUCGACAUGGACGAGCUGAAGCAGACUGUCAAGGAUGGCGAUCAGGGCAAGCGUUCGAAGGCUCUUUGGGAGGCAUACAAAGUUGCUGCCGAAGAACAUGACCUUGCUUAUUUCAAGAAGCUCCUUGUUAGCCACGAAGAAGCGAUGAAAAAGGACGCUGAGGAGAAGGCAGAAGCUGAUGCCAAGAAGAAGGCGAAGAAAGAUAAGAAGAGCAAGGAUCGGGUUGACGAUGACGGAGACGUUGACAUGGAUGAAGCUGAUGUGCCCGCCGAUGAAGCGGAAAAGAAGAAGCAGCCGAGCAAGAAGCGGAAAAAGGGAGCUGAGAGCGACGGUGAAACCGAGAAGCCGGCGAAGACCCCAAAGACUCUCAAAGUCAAGGGUCCCAAAACCCCGGCCGAGGAUUCUGCUACGAAAACCCAAAAAACUCCCAAAUCCAAGACCAAGGCCCCGAAGAAGUCCAAGAAUGACAGCGAGGAAGCAGCCGAUCCGCCUAAGGUCGAGGAGGCACCGGUUUCUGACAAAGACCGUAGAGCCAGGCAGGAGAAGACUGUGCUGUACCUGCGCCAUCGCCUUCAGAAGGGCUUCUUGACUCGUGACCAAGCGCCGAAAGAGGAUGAGAUGCAUACAAUGGAUGACUACUUCAAUCAAUUAGAGGCAAUCCAGGACCUGAACGGUAACAUCAUCAAAUUGACGAAGAUCCACAAGGUGCUCAAGGGCAUUGACAAGCUCCAUGAGAUCCCCAAGGAGGAGCAGUUUAAGUUCAAAGAGCGCUCCAGGAAGCUGCUUGCGGACUGGAACUCGGCCAUUGCAAGCGCAGAGAAUGCGGGCGAGAGCACUGCUAAGCCGGCGACAAACGGUGUUCAUGAAGCAGAGAAGACCGGCGACAAGACUCCAGAGACCGCAGCUGCAGCAGCCGAGGAGGCCAAUCCCGCCGAGACAGCAAAGGAUGCCGACACGGCAGAGCCAGCGGAGGCGCCAGUCGAGACCGAGACUCUCGGCAAUGACGCAAAGGAUGAAGCUGACGUAGCUAUGGAGGACGCAAAGCCUACAGAGCCUGAGACCGAGGAUCCAAAGGAGACAGAAACAGAAAAGACUACCGGGACCGGUGCGGAGACCGCGGCUGCUGAGACCACCGCUACUGCAUAA